Messenger RNA from Bursaphelenchus okinawaensis, 1667 nucleotides. The record is from the annotation of a GenBank genome assembly. NCBI's taxonomy places the organism in Eukaryota, Metazoa, Nematoda, Chromadorea, Rhabditida, Aphelenchoididae.
AUGUUGUUGGUGUCGUGUUUUUGUGACAUUUGGUGUUGGUUCAGCACGUUUAUGAUUCAGUUGGUAUGGUUUUUAAAAUUUUUUAAAAAUUUUGUGUAGUGUAUUGUUAUGUAGCGUAAUAUUUGUUAUAGUAUAGGAUAAAUCGUGUGCUAGUUUUGAUAGUGAGGACGGGUGGCCGAUAUUGGGGGGAGGGGGGCAAGGGAAGGGUGAUUUUUAUUUUCUGGGGAAUUAGCUUGAAGAUUUAGGACAGGAAAUAAUUAGCUUGUUCACAUAAUUCUGUCCCCUCUAUUCAGGCAAAGUUGCAGGUUAGGGGCACAGAAUUAUGUGAAUAACCUAAUAUUAGAAAAUGUUAAAUUUUUGAAUUUAAGGACUGCAACAUUAAAGACAAAGUGCUGUUAUUGCAUGUGAAUGGCAAUGUCAAGGUUUUUAAUUAUGAUACACAAGCACUUUGGAUAUCGUUAUAUGCUGUUGGAGUUGGUACUGCUGUGGCUAUAUUACCAGCCAACUAUUAUUAUCGGUAUCGAUGCAUCAAGGAGUACGUACUGUAGUUUCAAUCUUCUGUAUUUUCUAUAUUUCUACUGGUAUAUUAAAGCUAUAUUGGGAGGGGAUGGAAGAUGGCCAAUCCUAUAAAAACUUGCUUUAGCUAGUCAAAACUAAAAUUUUUAUAAUUUAUUUAGAGGGCCACCAAGGCUGCUGACGAUGAUAUUCUUAUACGCUUUAGCGCUUUCCAUGGGCUUUACAUACGGUUUAUUGUGUUAUUUUACUAUGGAGUUGAGCGGAAACGCUAGACCAGGUUUCAAUUAUGCUACUCUUUGGUGGGAUGCUCAAAAUGCGCCGAUUCUUUUACCUGGCGAUAUUGUAAGCUUUUUUGGGUACACCUGAACUUCUUUAUAACGAAUUGCCGAGAGAUUCUUAUUUUUUUUGUUAUCUUAUACAAUAGUUUUACUGUUUAUGAACCAUUGUCCCAAAGUACAACGAAUUUUACCGGUUUAGAAAUGACAUUUUUAGAUUCACAAAUGUGAAAACAAAAAAUACUACAGUUGUAUAAUACUAUAUAUUAUAUUUGCAGAGAAGUCUAGUAACAAAGCUAUGUUUGGGUUUUACAUCGAUUGGUUUUGGCACAUUGUAUUUCAUUGCUAUGCUUUUGAGCCGCAGAACGUUACACUAUUUUGCAUCAAACAUUACAUUGUUUUCAAAAGGCACUGUGUUAAUACAACGCCAAUUAACUAGUGCAUUGAUGUUACAAGUAAGGCUUUAUAUUAAAUUUUCCAAAUAUUAUGAUGAAGUCAAAAUUUUAAAAAAUUUUAAAAAAAUUUUAAAAAGUAAAAAUGGGCUUUGCAAUUGAAAAAUUUUUGAAAUUCAAAGAAAGUAAAGGUUACAAAAUCUUGAAACAAAAUUUUAUAACCAUACAAAUACUGCUAUCAAAAAUUCAAAUUCAGGCCUUAGUACCAAUAGUAACAUCGGUAGGCCCAUGUGCUUUUCUGAGCUGGUGCGCCUUCUUUGACAUGGAUGCUGGUGUUGGUGGCAUGCUUAUCUACUUAUUUUUGGCUUGUCUUCCUAUUUUCAGUCCACUGGCUACUAUCUUUACUAUUAAACCGUAUAGAACAGCCGUCGUUGGGGUGUUCAUAACCAAUGAGACUUCAACACAUUAUUCUGAACGGAGUUGA